This is a messenger RNA of Rhagoletis zephyria (snowberry fruit fly), 1326 nucleotides long. RefSeq lists its product as uncharacterized. The record is from RefSeq and is a predicted model, not a curated record. Gene Ontology annotation, molecular function: serine-type endopeptidase activity. Lineage: Eukaryota; Metazoa; Arthropoda; Insecta; Diptera; Tephritidae. Gene Ontology annotation, biological process: proteolysis.
AUGUGUUUUCUGCCUCGUUUACUGUUGCCAUGCCUAAUUAUUUUCGCAUCGAUUGCUGCAGCGACAUCGCAAAAUUUAAAGUAUCAACAAUUCAGUGCAGGUUGUGGCUCGCGCUCCGGUCGACGAGAACCACGCGCAACAACAGCCCCAUCAGCUACGGAAUCUGCGGCAAUGAAAGCCCAACAACCACGACAACUUGAGCGUACGCCUCGCAUAAUAGCAGGGUCGCCUACAAAGGAUGGCCAGUAUCCGUGGCAAGCAUCGCUUGAGCUGCUACAUCCGUCAAUGGGGUUUUUAGGCCACUGGUGUGGCGGUGUACUUAUUCAUCAAAAUUGGAUACUUUCCGCAGCGCAUUGCGUACACAAUGAUCUCUUCAACCUACCCAUACCACUGCUAUGGACGGUUGUGCUAGGUGAUCACAACCGGCUCGAAGAAUCUGGUUAUGAACAACGUGUUCCCGUCGAUAAGAUUAUUCUACACAAGCGCUACCACAACUUUCGUCACGACCUCGCACUCAUGAAACUCUCCACACCAGCCAACUUGGCUAGAAACUCCAACAUACGCAUCAUUUGCCUGCCCUUUGCAUACAAUGAGCAGUCUCUUUCGGACAUCGAUUUAUCAGGCAGUGAUGAGGAGAUCAUAGCUGAGGGCGAAUCAGAGGACCCCUUGGAACCAGGACUCGCCGGCGUGCCCGAUUUGAGUGACAAUUUCCUACGGAGCGUGCAAAAGGUGCGGCGCAAUCGAAAUGUAACCCUACCAAGCAUGCGCGAAUUGAUGAAUACGAAGAUACUGAGUCGAUUAAAGCAGACAGAUUUACAGCGACGAGGACGCGUGUUACGUGCAACGCGACGGCGAAAUGAUAAACUCAUGAAAGUACAGGGAAAUUAUCGCGAAUAUGAAGGUAUUCUAGACUCGCGCAAACACUAUUGGAAGAAUGGCGGAGAGUUGGAAGACUACAAAGAUUUGCCCUACAGUGAUUGUGUAGCGACGGGAUGGGGCAAGUCGAACGUGAGCAGUGAUUUGACGAAUGUGCUGCUUAAGACACGAGUGCCAUUGCAUAACAGUGACAGAUGCAGAGCGGCUUAUGGCAGUUUUGUGAAAAUCCACCGCGGUCACUUAUGCGCUGGCAAACUAAAUGGCAAGGGUGGUACUUGCGUGGGCGACUCAGGCGGACCGCUACAGUGUAAGCUUAGCAAAAAUGGUCCAUGGCUAUUGGCCGGAAUUACUUCGUUUGGCUCAGGUUGUGCCAUGGAAGGCUUCCCCGAUGUCUAUGUGCGUAUUUCGUACUAUAUGAAAUGGAUUCAGGAUACAAUAGCAAACGAAUAA